AUGUCUCUUCUACCAUUUACAGCCCUCCUGAAGGAAGCCUCUCCGCCUCCAAAAUGUCAAAGGGGGGGCAAUGAAGGAUUUUGGAUACUUUUGGUCGUGUUUGUGCUUACGUCGAUUUGCAGCAAUAUCGUAUUGGCUCAACAGUGUGGAAUCGAAAAAGGAUCUUAUUCUAUCUAUCAGAAGAUGCUAAAGGGACACACCUAUAAGACAUUCAAGACGUGGCCCAAGUCACUGGAUUGUAGAGACGCGUGCCUAUCUGACGUUAGAUGCCAGAGCUAUAAUUUCAUGUUCCUGAAAGACAUCUGUGAACUAAACAACAGAACCAAGCAGGCAAGACCGAAGGACUUUGUAAAAGAUGUUGAAAGAUAUUACAUGGAGAGGAUACCGAGAGUUUCCCUCGGCUCUAUUCCUGAGCUGCCUGCUGAUUCGUGUUCAGAGAUCAAGGCGAGCGAAGGAGGACAAGCGGUCAGCAGUAGUUAUUGGUUGGAUGCAACCAGAUCUGGGAACUCCAUUCUUGCUCGCUGUGACAUGAAAACGGAGGUUGCUGACUACUGCAUCAAGCAUCUGUGGGUGAACAAUGCGAGCUGUGUAAAUCAUCCAGUGAAUUACUUGUGCUGGUGCAAAACUGGAUGGACUGGAAACUAUUGCGGAAAAGAUAUUGACGAGUGCAGCAACGGUGACCAUGGUUGCCAUGGCAAAGCGUAUUGUACCAAUACUAAGGGAGCAUUCAUUUGUACGUGCAAACUUGGUUACCAUGGGGACGGAAAAGUCAGCUGCAAAGAUGUAAACGAAUGCAAAAAGAAUGCUAGUGCUUGCCCAGCUCAGGCGUCAUGUGUCAAUUCUAUUGGUUCAUACCGCUGCAAUUGUCUGUCUGGUUGGAGAAAUCGAGGUGCACAUACCUGCAUCGAUGUUGACGAGUGUCUUGUGGGAUCUCACAGUUGUCCAUCAAAUUCCCGGUGUUCUAAUACUCCAGGCUCCUACCGCUGUAUCUGUUUGGCAGGUUGGAGAAACCAGGGUCCCAGCACUUGUGUUGACAUUGACGAGUGCUCUGAGGGAUCUUACAGCUGCCAAUCAAAUUCACAGUGUUCGAAUACUCCAGGCUCUUACCGCUGUAUCUGUUUGAUAGGUUGGAGAAAUCAGGGACCCAGCACUUGUGUUGACAUCGACGAAUGUUCUAAAGGAUCUUACAGUUGCCAAUUAAACUCACAGUGUGCGAAUACUCCAGGCUCCUACCGUUGUGUCUGCUUGUCUGGCUGGAAAAACCAGGGUCCUAGCACUUGUGUCGACAUUGACGAGUGUUCUGAGGGAUCUUACAGCUGCCAAUCAAACUCACGGUGUUUGAAUACUCCAGGCUCCUACCGCUGUGUCUGCGUGUCGGGUUGGAAAAACCAGGGAUCCAGUACUUGUGUUGAUAUUAAUGAAUGUUCUAAGGGUUCUUAUAGAUGUCAAUCGCACUCCCGGUGUUCGAAUACUCCCGGCUCCUACCGCUGUGUCUGCGUUUUAGUGUUCUGA
Molecule: messenger RNA, 1512 nt
Organism: Stylophora pistillata
Lineage: Eukaryota; Metazoa; Cnidaria; Anthozoa; Scleractinia; Pocilloporidae
Molecular function (GO): calcium ion binding
Source: RefSeq, a predicted model, not a curated record